Messenger RNA from Bactrocera latifrons, 1352 nucleotides. It is a transcript of the gene GV1, whose product is annotated as DNA cross-link repair 1 protein. The record is from RefSeq and is a predicted model, not a curated record. NCBI's taxonomy places the organism in Eukaryota, Metazoa, Arthropoda, Insecta, Diptera, Tephritidae.
UUACAUUUUACCGCCACCGUCGCGACCACGUACAACCGGUAAUAAUGUUGGCAACGCCGGUCAAAGGCCACUGCACUACUAUGGCAACCUCUUGCUGCCCUCCAACGAGAAUGCCUUCACCCAGCAAGGCAGUACGAAUGUGGGCGGCGGUAGCUUGGCAGCGAAAUAUAUACCGAAUGUUGGUAUACGGUACACAGCGGUGGUGGCGCCUACUUACAACAGCAAUAACAACAAUAACAACUACAAUAACAACAAUCAAGCCAAUCGCAACAACGGUGGCGGCAAUUACUUCGACGUGAACAAUAAAUUGCAUGGCAAAUACUAUAAUGCCAAAACGAAAAAGUACAAGGCAUACGAGAAGGUCAAAUACGUGCCACAAAACUAUUAUCCACUUUCUGCAUUGGCACUACCCAUCGAAAAACCUUACACAAACGCAUUCAAUCAAGAGCAGUUCAUACGCACACAACAGUUGCCACAAAUUGCCGCACCAAACGCCUUUCGGCCAGCCGAAAAAGCAGCAAAUGAAACACAACCACACAGCGCGGCAUCAACACGACAAAAUACCGUUAGCGCCGCCGCAGCAACACCUAUAGCUGCCAACGCAGCUGCCACACAAGCCAAGUGGGCGCACGAGAAAGAUCAGUCGCUGUUAAAAGGCAAGUCCCUCCUCGAUUCCAGCAAAGCACAAGCGCCGUUACCAAUUACAUCAACAACAACAACCACGAAAAUAAACACAUCGGGAGGUCAACAGGUGAACGCCAUCUCGAGUGCGAAGAGCAGGUGAACGUGUAUAUAGCAACGUUACAGCAACACAAAUACAAAUUAAUUUGAGAAAAAAAAGUUUUCAAACGCAUUUACACCAACAAAAGCAAGAAUGUACAGCAAAUAUACAAAUCAUCAAGUACUUUAGCAUUUUAAUUUACUGUUAUAUAAUUGACAUUUUCACAAUUUUUGUUGCAUUUUGUAAACUCUGCCAACUGCCUGUCAUUGUGCGCUGCAUUUGAGGCGCCCAAUGAAGGUUAACUAAAUAUUAGCUUUUACCACAUGAUCAAUGCCACUUUUGGGGCUCACAAUUUUUUUUUUUUUUUUUAAUUUUUGAUUUGCCAUAAGAAAGCAGCAACGAAAAUGCAUAUCUAUUGUAAUACUUUUUUAACUUAAACUGUAUUGUUGGUAGCGCACAAUACACCGUUAUAUGAAAUUACAUAAAUAUAAUGUUAUAUAUUAAAAACAAAGCUAUAAAACAAACACUGUGUACCAAUUGUAAUCGUACUAGUAAAUACGAAUGCUAAAAAUAAACGAAUGCUUUUUUAUGAAAAGUAAUUGUAAAUAAAUAAUAAUGUAUAAAUAAGAAA